This is a messenger RNA of Lachancea thermotolerans CBS 6340, 768 nucleotides long. RefSeq names its product protein-lysine N-methyltransferase (gene EFM5). The transcript has 2 exons. NCBI's taxonomy places the organism in Eukaryota, Fungi, Ascomycota, Saccharomycetes, Saccharomycetales, Saccharomycetaceae. Gene Ontology annotation, molecular function: protein-lysine N-methyltransferase activity. The coding region runs from base 1 to 768 and encodes 255 amino acids. The record is from RefSeq and is a predicted model, not a curated record.
AUGGAAGACGUAGAGUUGUCCCUUUCACCUGAGGCGCUGAAAGCGCUUCUGGAAUUUCAACAAGAAGAGGAGGAGAGAGAAAAGAAGCUUAAAUCUCUUUACGCGGAUGCUGAGAAGAAGUUCGAAGAAGUCAAGGCGCAAGAAGGAAUGAGGGUAUUUAAAGAGGACUGGCAGCUAUCGCAGUUUUGGUAUGAUGAAGAAACUGCUAAUAAUCUAGCCCAAGCUUUACUCGAGGGUGCGAAUGAAAAUACAGUAAUUGCUAUUUUGAGUGCGCCAUCAGUUUACGUUGCCAUAUCCAAAAUGUCACCUUCUUGCGUUCCAACCAAGCACAUAUAUCUCUUCGAAUAUGACAAGAGAUUUGAGGUCUUAGCUGGCUCGGAACAUUUUUGCUUCUAUGAUUACACUAACCCUCUAGAGUUUCCAGCCUCACUAGAUGGCAAAGUGCAUAGGAUACUGAUCGACCCUCCCUUCUUGAAUAAACCUUGUCAAACAAAAUGUAAGUUACAACUGCAAGUUUUGCAUUUAACCUCAGUACUAACCUUCCAUCAAGUUGGCGUUACUGCGAACAAGCUGUUAGCUAAAGCAAACGAUUGCGGGGAGCAAGAGCGCCGCAUCAUGAUUAGCACAGGAGAGCGUAUGGCCGAAGUUGUUUCAGAGACGUACCCGGGUACUCGAAAGACAACUUUUACCCCGUCUCAUGCUAAUGGGUUGAGCAAUGAAUUUGAGUGCUAUGCUAAUUUCGAAUGGCGUGGAUGGAAAUUCAAGUAG